AGCAGGGCAGCAUCAGUCACUUUGGAGCCUUCCAGACUCAGAGGUAGCAGAGGAGGUGAGAGAUGAGCUGCAGCUGAACUCUCACAGGGCUCACUGACACCACACCACAACCUGAUUGGUUUCUUUCCCACGAUUCUCCAGCAACAUGAGCUCCUCAUCCUCCAACCUGCACAAAAAACGCCUGCCAUCGGAGUCCGAGAGAGGCCAGAGGCUCCCAGAUGUGGAGCUCAAGCUGAAAGAGAGGCAGCGUUUCUUUGAGGAGGUCUUCCAGCAUGAUGUGGACGUCUACCUGUCCUCGGCACACCUGUGCAUCAGAGACUACCAGAGACCUCCCAUUGGCAGCGUCUCGUCCAUGGAGGUGAAUGUGGACUUGCUGGACCAGAUGGACCUGACUGACAACUCUGACCAGGAGGCUUUGGAUGUCUUCUUCAGUUCUGGAGGAGAAGACGAAGGCCUGACGUCCCCACUGCCAGUCCAACGAAACAACAACAACAACGAGGAAGUCAACAGUAAUGGACUCUUUCGACACGUCCUUGAUGGCCUGGACGCCAAGUCCCGCAUGUCCUCCACAUCUUCAAACUCCUCCUCCGAAAGCCAGACCACCAAUGCCAACGGUGCAAAUACCCCUGUGGUCGGGUUCGAAGAUGAAGAAGUACACACCAGCACAGUGAGAAGGAGGUUCCCACCUCCAGAGAAAGAAAGGAUGUAAAGCGGAUCUCCUCCUGCAGGAUGGCAGCUGUCACCUCUGGUCGGGGUUAAGAGUUUACUGUGGUGCAAGACAUUCAAAGAAGCCUCUCAGUUACGACUGUCUUCCACAGACUGUCGCUUAUCUCUGCUCACAACCUUUCUUUUGACUGAUGGUUGUUGUUGGUUGGGUGCUGUGUGUGAUUUGGAGGUGGAGACCAUGACCUGUAAAUAUGGAGAUUUCCUAUUAAUCUGACCGGUUUCUAUUCCUGUAAUGGCAUGUUUGAAGGACAAGACCUGCUCCUCUGUCACUUACUUCCCAGGAUUUUAAUUUUGUACAGAAUUAACACAGAAUAAUAAUAUUAUCCAUGGACGAAAAAUGUGGUGGAAAAAAGUGCUUUAACAUUGUAGCAGUUUUUCAGUUU
Molecule: messenger RNA, 1109 nt
Organism: Limanda limanda (common dab)
Lineage: Eukaryota; Metazoa; Chordata; Actinopteri; Pleuronectiformes; Pleuronectidae
Product: dysbindin
Exons: 4
Coding region: 146-709 (187 amino acids)
Biological process (GO): negative regulation of protein kinase activity
Cellular component (GO): cytoplasm
Source: RefSeq, a predicted model, not a curated record